This is a messenger RNA of Hemicordylus capensis (graceful crag lizard), 1364 nucleotides long. It is a transcript of the gene SLC25A4, whose product is annotated as solute carrier family 25 member 4. NCBI's taxonomy places the organism in Eukaryota, Metazoa, Chordata, Lepidosauria, Squamata, Cordylidae. The transcript is spliced from 4 exons. The record is from RefSeq and is a predicted model, not a curated record. Gene Ontology annotation, molecular function: ATP:ADP antiporter activity. The coding region runs from base 133 to 1029 and encodes 298 amino acids. Gene Ontology annotation, biological process: mitochondrial ADP transmembrane transport; mitochondrial ATP transmembrane transport. Gene Ontology annotation, cellular component: mitochondrial inner membrane.
CCGUCCAUUUGGAACGCGGUGUGAUUAGGUUGGGGGGGCGGCGGCGGCAGCGGCAGCGCUGGGUGGGGAGGUGCCUGGUGACAGAGCUCUAAUUGCGAAGACCGGGCUGGUUGGCGUUGAUUUUGCCCCAUCAUGACUGACCAAGCUCUCAGUUUCCUUAAGGACUUUUUGGCCGGUGGCAUUGCUGCUGCCAUUUCCAAGACGGCUGUAGCGCCCAUUGAAAGAGUGAAAUUGUUGCUGCAGGUCCAGCAUGCCAGUCAACAGAUCACAGCUGAUAAGCAGUACAAGGGGAUCAUGGACUGUGUGGUUAGGAUUCCCAAAGAGCAGGGCAUCAUUUCCUUCUGGAGAGGCAACCUGGCCAAUGUCAUCCGGUACUUCCCCACCCAGGCCCUCAACUUUGCCUUCAAGGACAAGUACAAGCAAAUCUUCCUUGGGGGUGUGGACAAGCACAAGCAGUUCUGGCGCUACUUUGCAGGCAAUCUGGCCUCUGGGGGUGCUGCAGGAGCAACUUCUCUCUGCUUUGUAUACCCUCUGGAUUUUGCCAGGACCAGGCUAGCCGCUGAUGUGGGCAAAGGGCUGAACGAGAGGCAGUUCACUGGGCUGGGCAACUGUAUUGCCAAGAUCUACAAAUCUGAUGGUCUUAAGGGUCUCUACUUGGGAUUCAAUGUGUCAGUCCAGGGCAUCAUUAUCUACAGAGCAGCUUAUUUUGGCAUCUAUGACACAGCUAAGGGGAUGAUGCCUGAUCCAAAGAAUGUGCAUAUUGUGGUCAGCUGGAUGAUUGCCCAGACUGUUACAGCAGUAGCAGGGCUGGUGUCCUACCCCUUUGACACUGUUCGACGUAGGAUGAUGAUGCAGUCUGGCAGGAAAGGAGCUGAUAUCAUGUACAAGGGCACAAUUGACUGCUGGAAGAAAAUAACUAAAGAUGAAGGAGGGAAGGCGUUCUUCAAAGGUGCCUGGUCCAAUGUGUUGAGAGGCAUGGGUGGUGCUUUUGUAUUAGUCUUGUAUGAUGAGAUCAAGAAAUAUGUCUAAGAAUCAAACUACUGGAUUCAAUAGUUCUCUUUUUUUUAAACUUAUCUACAUGUGAUUUAAUGGGCAACAAAAUAUUUCCUAGGGAAACAGAGAUGGGUAUCAGGGGUCAAAUCCAGUUCAGAGAUCAGGUUGCUAUAUUGUAAGGCUGAGCAAUGGUUGCCCAUUAGGUCAUAGUUUAAAUUUUUGUAUGGAAAAUUCAAGAGGCCUAUGUAUAUAAAAAUAUAUUUGACAAAUAUCCAUAAUAUAUUCCUGUUUAAAGUGCACUUCCUGAAGUCUGAUUGUCACACUAUAUUUAAGCAAUUAGAAAUGUGAAUUCAAUAAAUCUUUAAAUGAAA